Psylliodes chrysocephalus is the source of this 7754-nucleotide messenger RNA. Lineage: Eukaryota; Metazoa; Arthropoda; Insecta; Coleoptera; Chrysomelidae. The record is from the annotation of a GenBank genome assembly.
UUUGAUUUGACUCAUUUUUUGUUUGGGUGGAGUUUUGCAGUGAUAUCAUUGAUAACAUUAUCAUUUGUAUGUGAUUUUUAUUAGACUACCAGAAACCAGAACAGUAUUCAUUUUAUUUCUUUUAAAAACGUAUUAUCUUAAAAGAAGGUGGUUGUGAAAGUGUCUGUAUGCACUUAUAUAUUCAAAAUAGAUAGUUUAAUAGGUAUCCUUGGGUUUUUAAAAUGAAUGAUUUGGACAGGCAGCUAGCCGAAUUGGCUUUGAUUAAUAAAUCUGAGUUACACUCUAACUCAUUGGGCACACCUGGAAAGAAAAUUGGGCCAGCAGUGCCACCUAAACCUAAGAAAGCUCAACCACAAAUUCCUCAAUCAUAUCCUUUAAAACAAGCAAUUGAACCAAGUUAUGCUUCCCGUUUGCAAGCACAUCAACUGUAUUCUAAUGUUCCAACUAGUAAUAUACAAUCGCACUAUUCAAAUGCACAGCCUCAAAUUUUAACCAACAAAUAUCACAUUGACAUUAACAAUUAUGCUAAUUUGCCCAAAAAUAAUGAUUCUGCCAAUCAAUAUGCCAAUUUACCCAGGAAUACUGGAUUGGUUAAUAACGCCUCGCCUCUAUCUAGACAAGGAAAUUAUGGCUCAAGUGUUCAAUCGAAUGAAUAUGCUCAGAAACAAAGUUCCUUACCAAGAACAAAUAUGACGACAAAUAGUUAUUCAAAUAAUGAAAAUGUGGCCUAUAGUAAUAUUCAGAUGGCACCAUCUAGAAAUCCGGAAGGACUAAUUUACAGUAAUUUAAUUCAUUCCCCAAUUGAUAGUGGUAAUAUUUAUAGCAAUUUGCCCUCAACGAACCCAUCUUACGCAAAUGGAGACGAUUUACCUCCACCGCCACCCCCGCUUGAUAUAUCCGCGGGUUUGCCAGAUUAUGCACCUUGUAGUGUGAAUACAAAUCUGCCUCCUCCACCGAAGGAACUAUUACCUCCUCCAUCUCCAGUUAGUUCUAGUUACAGCGAAUUGAGGAGGGCAACACAGCCGGGACAGGACUUCCAUAAUUAUAGUGUGGGUUCACAGUAUGGUGACAGCGAUUCUUUGUAUGGAUAUGGGGAGCUAUCUCAGUCAUCGUCCACAUACGAAUCCAUCUAUGAGCCAAUAAAUCCUCGUCCUCCCAGUCAAAUGUCGUCUCGUUCCAAUUACUCAUUGUACGCUCCUUACGUGAGUGGAGCAAGCAGCACUGCAACCGGCCCGAGUCAAUCGGUGAGUCGAUUGGGGCACAAUAAGGAGCAAGAGGUAGAUAAUUUGACUGACCUUUUGGUGCAAGGUAUGCGAGGAGGAGAAGAAAGCGAUAUCGAUCAAGAAGAUAUAUAUGGAAUAUGCGUUAAAUGCGGGGAAAAAAUUGUGGGAGAAAAUAGUGGUUGUACAGCAAUGGACCAAUUAUACCAUACUACAUGCUUUACAUGCCACCAUUGUGCUAUUAAUUUACAAGGAAAGCCGUUUUAUGCCCUGGAUGGUAAACCAUAUUGCGAAGAAGAUUAUUUGAAUACUUUAGAGAAGUGUUGCGUUUGCCAAAAACCGAUUCUAGAUAGAAUUCUUAGAGCUACUGGGAAACCGUAUCAUCCAAAAUGUUUCUGCUGUGUUGUAUGUGGUAAAAGUCUAGAUGGUAUACCUUUUACUGUAGAUGCUACUAAUAGAGUACACUGUAUAGAAGAUUUCCACAAGAUUUUUGCACCGCGUUGUUGGGUCUGUAAGCAACCCAUAAUGCCCGAACCCGGGGAAGAAGAAACCGUUAGGGUAGUAGCUCUGGAUCACAGUUUUCAUAUACAAUGUUAUAAAUGCGAGGAUUGUAAUUUAGUUUUAUCUUCGGAAGCAGAAGGAAGAGGUUGUUACCCAUUGGACGGUCAUGUUUUGUGCAAAAGUUGCAAUGCCAAACGUGUCCAGGUGCUUACUAAUCAUAUGACUACCGAGCUUUAAGGUAGUCUCCUAUAUAACUGUCAGAAUAAACGCUUCAGUAGAACUAGGCAAUUGAUUGGUUAAAUAAAAGGCUUGUUUGGGUUCGACAAAAAACACGUUUGAAACUGCCAGAGGACUAGUUGAUUAGUGGAUUGUUUAAAAGAUAUAUAUGUGAUGAAUAAUUUUCUAUUCAACUGUUCCACUGGAACUUAGUGGGUUUUCAUCAAAUUUUAAAGAAACUCAAACAAACCAAAAGCCGCAGUUAUUCUUUUUCGAGAUGGAUUUGUUAGUCAGUCAUUUUUAUUAUUUUUCACCAUGUUUUUAAAAUCUUUUGAACAAUUGGACUCAGUGUUGCCAGUUUAGUACAAUUGUACUGGAUUAUUACAUUAUCUAAGAAUCUGGUACUCUAAUACACUCGAAGCAAAGUCUAGUACUUUUUCUUUUUUUAGCCUAUUUCCAUGGUUCGUUCUCGAUAGAAGCGUUCUUUUCUCUUCGAUGAACCAAACCAUCACAAUUCGAAAAAUCUUGUACAAUUUAUAGAAUCUGGUACAUUUCUCAGACAAAUCUGGUACAUAAAAAUAUAUUCUGGCAACACUGAUUGGACUACUAUUUAUUACAUCUCGAAAUAGAAUAAAAAUAUAUUUAUUAGAAAUGCUAAGGACAUUAAAUAGGAUAUUUCAAGUGCAAUCAUUUAAAAAAAAAAAACUCUUAAUAUUCCAAAUUUAUUAAAAUGUGAAUAGAUAGUUGGCGCUGAAAAAUUAAUAUACGAGGUACAAUCGCAAAAUAAUCGAAAGUUAUUGGAAAAGUCUGUAUAACAAUGCAUUUAUUUUAAACUUUAUUCUUCUUUUGUAUAAUCGGUCAUUGUCCAUUUGAAUAGGAGAUAAUUUUUUAUAAAUUUUGUUUUGGAGGUUAAUGAUAUUUGUCAUUUUAUAUAAAAUUGUCCUCUUAUAUACAGUAAAACAGCUAUAGCAGAAGUCGCCAAAGUUAUAUGCGCUGUGAAUAGAAUAGCGGAGUUGUGCAUUUUAAGAUGUUUUGAGUGUACAAACUCGCGAAAUUGUAGAUUCUGUUUUAAAAUUUACUCAGGAGGAAGCAUAAUAUAGAAAAAAAUCUCUUUAUCGAAUUUUAUAAAAUACAAGAACAAGUAACUGAGUUGACAUAUAGGGCUACACUUUCAAUUUCCAUAGAAACAAUAAUUAGUUGAUAUGGAUCUAUAUAAUAUUAGGGACUUAUCUUCAUUGCCAAUGAAAAUGCCAAAAAAUUCAAAUUUUGCCCUUUUCUUUAAAUUUCUCCAUUACGGUCCAUUUUAGAGAAAUUAUGUAUAGAACGAAAAUUAUAAAGAAUGCCAUUACAAACAACUCUUAUUGAAAGAUUUUUUAUAAUACAAUAAAUAACAGAAAUAUGAUUAAAAUUUGAAAAAAUACCUUUAUAAAGUACCUUCCCAGUUGUUCCGACUAUGCUCAAAAUCUUAUCAGCUCAUCCAGGAAGGGUUAAAGUGAGGGGUAAACCACUACGGUCAAGACGUACCUGUAUUUCGGAAAUCACCUAAAAUUCGUAUGAUUUCAGUAAUUUCACCGAAAUACACCUUAAUUUUACACGAUUUUGGUGAUUUCCCCGAAAUCCCCCUUAAUUUUAUGCGAUUUUUGUGAUUUCAGCGGAAUCAUUGCAUAAAAUUUCCUUUGAUUUCCCUAUAAAUUGUCUUCAAAUGACUUUUAUUUGAAAACUUCUUCACUGCUUGUUUGCUCGACCUUUUUUUGUCUCUUAUCUAAUAUUUUGUUCCACAAGCCGCAGCCUCUGUAUUUAUAGUUCUAAGUAACAAAUUUAUUUCGGUGAAGAAAUUAUAAAUAAGUCCGUUUUCCUUAAAUUUUUUAUCAUUUCUUUGUCACCGUGUAACACCCCUUAUUUAUUUCCUUAGCAAAAAAGGUUUAGGAAUUCCUUUUAUUUAAGAAAUAUUACACAACUUGGCAACAGUGUGUCCAUUGUGCAUUGAGAUGCUAUGAUGAUAAGUGUCCACAAUAAAUGUCCAUUUAAUUAAAUGGAUUCAUUUAAAUGAUAUAAAAACAUUUUUAUUUCGUCAAUCUUCAAUUUUCAAAUAUAAAAAAAUGAUCGAUCGAAAUAUAAAUCGACCUACCCAGAUAACAAUUAUACAUUCCUAGUAUAUACUUUUUAAGAAUACUCAUAUGCUGAGAAUAUACUUUAUUUGCAUAUUCAUUCUCAGAAUAUACUAUGCAUAUGUUGCGUGACGUUGUUUAUACGUACUAUGCAGAUGCUGAGAAUGUACUUCAAGUAUGUGUACAGUAUGCAAUAAGUAUCUCCUUUCAUUUGAUAGUACGUUCUAAGUAUAUGCUAGGCAUAUACUAGACACCCUAAUACAGGAUGUUUCAUAAGUCUUGACCAUUUUUUAAAUAUUUAUUUCCAAAAAUUCAUACUUAUUUUUAUUACAAAUUCUUUCCUUGGCCUUAACCAACCAAUAUUUUAUUGUAUCAAUGGCUUAUUAUGGCUUGAGUUUCAUUUGCUUGCUUCCAUUGGAUCUUCAUUGAACAUAAAAAAUUAAAAAAUCAACAAAUUUCGUACAUAUUCAAAUUACUUGUACAUAAUUAAUGGAAUAUUUUAAAUAUUUUUGUCGAACGUAAAACAUUAAAAAUUGUACAUGGCAUUCCAUUAACAAAAACAAGAGUUGCAUAAAUGAUUAUUAAGUUUAGUGAAAGUUUAAAUAUAUUUUUGUUAAUUGCUUACCAUCAUUUUGUAGUUUUCGUUCUCCUUUAGCUAAUUUUCUAGUUCUUCAAGGUCAAUUUCUGGCCUUACAGGAUUCUUUUCGUAGAAAGUGUGUAUGUAAUUCUGGUAACACUGUAUUUUAGUUUCAAAUUGCCAUUAGUAUCACAGAUCACUUUAGUAUUAACCAUAUUAAUAAAUUCAUACUAGCAAUUAUUCUGUGUUGGGAUAUCCUGUGUUCUAACAUCACUUAUAGGUCCUUAAAACUACAAAUAUAGUAAAAUUUGUAUGUUAUGUUAUUAUUCUUCUUCUCUUUUAUUAAGGUUGUGAAUGUUUUUUGGCGUGAACACUCAACAUUAGUGCGUUUGGUAGCGAAUUAUCAGAUCGUCAUCUGGGAAAAAUAAUAGAUAUGUAUAUAAACAUGUAUUUGGUGUUAAUUUUUACCUGUAAGCAUUUAAAACAUUCUUAGAACAUGAGAUACAUGCUGGGUAUAUAACUUGUAGUAUAUUCUAAUGCCCUGUUAUAGCACGUGCUCAGUAUAUACUUUUUAGAAUAUAAUUUUAAGGCACGUAGUCAGUAUAUACUUUUUAGAAUAUAUUUUCAAAGCACGUAUUCAGUAUAUACUUUCUAGUGUAUACUUUCAAAGUAUAUUCUAGGUAUAUUCUUAGAACAUUCUGGAAAGGACCUACUAAAAAGAACAUAAACAGAACGUUCCUAAUAUAUUCAUAGAACAUUAAUGUUAUGUGGGUAAGUCGUCAUUUUGAUUACACUUUUCCAUCACUCUUAGCACCUUGAACACGUGCAGACAAUCAAUAACUAGUCUUUAUAACAUACAUUAUUGAUUUUUCAUACAUCGACAUAAAUAUGUUAUUCCUGUCUCUUUUUAUAUAACAAAUUAGAAUAACUAUGUUCUGGUUUGAAAUAUUUUUUAUUCCUUUUAUGUUAGAAAAUGUAAUAAAUUUGAAUUGAAUUUAUAAUAAUUUUUUGGUACCAAAUGAACUCUAAUAUAUUUUUUAAUUUAUUAAACUUGACAACGUUGCUACCAACGAGCUAUCAAAUUACUACAUAAAAAGUAAAAAUUACUAAAAAUCUGCCAAUAUGUUUGUUGCAAAUUGGUUCAAACAGUAGGUCAGAAUAUUUUUGUUCUGAAAUGAACGAUGUGGUAUUGACCUUUUAGUUGGACCGCUGUUGAUUAUUUUACAAUUAUCACGUAAAUGAGUAUGCCAGAUCUGUGGACGUAUUCAAGAACCAUGGAUGUUAGUACAACCUUAAGCACAAUUUUUAAAAGUUCUUAUUUUUCUCUUACUGAAAAUAUGUUAUUUAAAAUGAUGACUUAUGUAUUUAAAUAAGAUUAGGUACUAAUAAAAUUAAAAAUGACGUUUAUUUUAAAGCUUGAUUUAAUAAUGACAUUUGCGUCGAGUUUGAAACGUUAAAAAUUGUCAAAAAUGUUAAUGUAAUUUUUUUAUCAUCAGCCUGCUGCUUGGAACAUAAUAAAUUUGGCAACGCGGCAUAAAUCGUUCUUUCCGUCGUGUUUGACGUUGUCCAUCAGAGCCUUUGCAUGUUCUCCAACUUCGAAAACUCCGUUGGUAAUUUUAAAAACACAAAUUUUUUGUCGAGUUUUCUAGUCUAUAGUAAAAUGAACAAUAUGAAAUAUCCUAUUAUUGUUAAAUUUGUAUAAAACUAGAUUGAUGUUAUGUUGUGAAAGAUGCUUACUUUUUGGAAUAGAUAAAUGAUGGUUAUAUUAUUUUAUAUCGGUUUUUCUUUUAAUUUUAAACCGGCUUUGUUUUUUUUUUUAGUUAAGUAAAAUUAUUUUCUACUCUAGAAAAAGUCACAACUAAGAUUCAAACUUUUAUAACUUCGUAAAAAAGACCGAGCCCAUUUAGAAUUAAUUUAUUAUGUGCAAUUUUUAUAAGGUUGUGUGUAUAAUUAUUGUAAAAUUUCCUUUCGUAUUUAGUAAUUUAAACCUUAAAAGUGGGUGUUACUAGAUAAGAAGGGACAAUUUACAUUUGCACUUCAACUAUAUGACCUAUAGACAAUUCUCUUCGUAAUAAAUAAAAUAUAACACGACUGGAACCUAAAUAGGUAAGCAGACGCAUAUGUUUAUUUUCUUUUUUCUUUUCUUUAAUCGUCAGCCUCAUUAAUUAUCAUUAACAUCAUCCAUAAACAACCACCGUUGAUAUAGGCUUCCACCAAAUUCUUCCAUUGACUCUUUUUUGAGCAAUGUUGAUCCAAUUUUCCAUAAUUUCCUCUUAAUAUCUUGAUCCAAUUAGUCUGCAGCCAAACUCUUAUUUUCUUCUUUCUGGCCUUCAUACUUUUCUAAUAACAUCGAUGACUUCAGUUCUUUGUAGUUUUGCUGUGCUUUAUUACUUCAUCUCAUCUUGAAAUUCUCAGCAUUACCCCAUCCAAAGUUCUCGAGCUGCUCUCAAUUUGCUUGCUGAUACUUUUAUAACUAAAGAGGCAUUUUCAUCGCAUAAGAAAUUUAUUUUACCCUAUGAAUUGAUCAAAUCUUCCUUAUCAUUUGUUUAGUGGUUUUCAUUCUACCAAUUUGUUUUUCUUUUUUUUUUUUCUCUCAAACAUUUAACUUGAUGAUUAUUCUGCAUACUUUAUUUAAAAGUAAAAACGAGAAUUGUCUGUAUCAGUAGUUUAAGAAUAAUAUUGUGAUUAUUGGGCAAGUUUUUAUAUUCUAUAUAUUUUUUGACAUUCCAUAUACCUAUACAUUAAAAUAUUUUAGUAAAUAGUGAGACUAUUAUUUAUAAUUUUAUAUACUAUUAUUUUAUGUUUAAAAAAUGCUUCAGCUUCAAAAAUUGCUUCUCAAAAUAUAAUUGAAUAGGAAAAUUCUAAAAGUCUUCUGUAAAAAUAUGGUGUAGAUAUCCAAAAAUAAUAAUGUAAAAUAUUACUAACAAUUUUUAUAGUUUCAAGGCAUUUUCUAAAUAUUCAUUAUGUUGCAAAAUUGUUAUGAUAUUGAAUUAUUUAAUGAAAUGCCCUAGGCGUAUAUAUUUUUUUUGUUUUAAAAUAUCUUUUCUGGUCAAAACGUGUAACAUGUGAUUUUUAUUAAUUUUUAUAUAGUGCCAAUAUAUUUUAAGGAAUUCAAUAAAUUUUUGAUAAUAC